Molecule: messenger RNA, 5061 nt
Organism: Daucus carota subsp. sativus
Lineage: Eukaryota; Viridiplantae; Streptophyta; Magnoliopsida; Apiales; Apiaceae
Product: putative pentatricopeptide repeat-containing protein At3g16890, mitochondrial
Exons: 5
Coding region: 98-2221 (707 amino acids)
Molecular function (GO): protein binding
Source: RefSeq, a predicted model, not a curated record
AAAAAUUGGGAAUGGAACAAAAAGGUUUGAAACACGAAAUUCCCUAAAGCUGCUUCAAGACUGAGCUUAAGCAUCACUCUCUUCUUCUUCCAAGGACAUGAGAGGCUUCUCUUCUUUAACUUCAAAAGCUUCUUCAUCUUUAUCUGCAACAAUACACAAAUUCUCCCAUCAGUCUCAUAAAACUGCUCAAAACCCAUCAAAGAUUGCACCUUUAGCCCCCUUCUCCAAUCAAAACUCUGGUAAGAACAUUCCCCCCAUUCCAAAUCAUGUAUCUAAUGUGUCUAUUACUCCAUAUACUGGUAAGAAUUCUAAGUUCAAGAUUAAGCCCAUUGAUCAUGCUUAUAUGUGUCGAAUAUUGUCUAGGAAAGACUGGUUUUUGUUGCUAAAUCACGAGCUCAAAGCUCAAAGAAUUACAUUGAAUCCUCAAGCUGUUAUUAGUGUUGUGCAAAAUCAAGAUAGCCCUUUACAUUCUUUGAGGUUUUAUAUAUGGGUUUCGAGUAAGUUCCCUUUGUUGGAAAAGAAUCAGUCGAUUCGAGGGGUUUUAGGUAAUGUGCUGUAUAGAAAAGGGCCUGUUUUGCUGUCCAGGGAAUUGAUUGAAGAUGUUAAGAAUUCUGGGUUUUGUUUUACGGAGAGUUUAGUUUGUAUUUUGAUAGGUAGUUGGGGGAGGUUAGGGUUGGCCAAGUAUUGUGGUCAGGUUUUUGAGCAGGUUUCGUAUUUAGGGAUUUGUUUGAGUACUAGGUUGUAUAAUGCAGUGAUUGAUGCAUUGGUGAAGUCGAAUUCACUUGACUUGGCAUAUUUGAAAUUUCAGCAGAUGCAGGUGGAUAAUUGUAGACCAGAUAGAUUUACGUACAAUAUUCUGAUCCAUGGGGUGUGCAAAGCCGGGGUGGUUGAUGAAGCCAUUCGGUUAGUAAAACAAAUGGAGGGGUCAGGAUAUUCUCCAAAUGUUUUUACAUAUACAAUUUUAAUUGAUGGAUACUGUAAUGCAAAAAAGAUAGAUGAAGCCUUUGGGAUCUUAGACAAAAUGAAGAAGAGGAAUGUAAAACCAAAUGACGCUACCUAUAGGUCAUUAAUCAACGGGGCAUUCCGUAGUCUAUCCCCUCGUAAGGCAUUUCAGUUGCUGUCUUAUUUUCUAGAGAGAGAGGCUAAAUUGCCUGAUGCAGCCUGUGAAGCUAUUUUGCUUUGUCUUUCUAGCAGUUCUCUGUCAGUGGAAGCUGCUAUGUUUUUGAAAAAAUCAGAGUCAAGAGGCUAUUGUCCUGACAGCUCAACAUUUAGCACGGUAGUUACUUGUCUGAUUAAGGGGUUGGAUCUCAAAGAGACCUGCGAUAUCUUAGAUAGGUUUGUCAACAGGAAUAUAAAGCUGGGAUUUAAUGCCUAUCUUGCACUCCUUGAGGCCUUGUACAAGGGUGGAAAAGUAGAAUUAGGAAAUCGUUAUCUAAAUCAGAUGCUAGAAUAUGGGUUUGUAGCGAAUGUGUACUCUUAUAAUAUGCUUAUUGAUUGCUUCUGCAAAACGAAUAUGAUGGACAAAGGGUCCCGGUACUUCCGAGAUAUGAGUGAAAAAGGCGUUGCUCCAAAUCUUGUUACUUUCAACACCCUAAUUAGUGGGCAUUGUAAGGCUGGUGAUGUAAGUAAAGCCAGGGAAUUACUGAAGAUGCUUUUACAGCAAGGUCUUAAGCCAGACGCUUUUACUUUUAAUUCAGUGAUUGAUGGUCUUUGUCAGACUUACCAGACUGAGGAUGCAUUUGAUUGUUUUUCAGAGAUGGUUGAAUGGGGCGUGACACCAAAUUCUAUUACUUAUAAUAUCUUGAUCCGGUCAUUUUGUGUGAAAGGGGAUGUUUCUAAGUCUAUGACAUUGUUACGUAAGAUGCAAGCUGAUGGUAUAAAGCCUGAUAUAUUCUCUUUCAAUGCCCUUAUCCAAAGUUUCUGUAGGAUGAAUAAGCUUCAGAAGGCACAGAAACUUCUCAUUAGCAUGUUGACAUUGGAUUUAUGUCCCGACAAUUUUACCUACUGUGCUUUUAUCAAGGCAUUGUGCAGAUCAAAUAGAUUCGAUGAAGCGAAAGCAUUGUUCCUAUCAAUGGAAGAAAAUAAAUGUUCCCCCGACUCUUUUACAUGCGAUACAUACAUUUCUGCUCUAAUUCAAGCAUCCCAGUUUGAGGAAGCACGCAGAAUUUUCAGAAAAUUUGAAAAGAAGGGAUUGUCAUUGAAACCCCUUGCUGUCUUUUAGUAUGAGAGACUUAUUGUUUAACAAAAGAAGAAUAUAUUUUAUUGAACAAUGUGCACUUGUUCAACUUACAUCCCGAUGCAGUGGUGAUGUUUUACUACGUAUGUUACAACUCACGAGACGUUUUUUUCAGCAACACUGAUUCAGAACUAUUAGUGGUCUUAGUAUCGCCUUGUGUUGCACAGAACAACUGCAACUGAAUGCAGUAUAUCCGAUCUCGUGAAUAAGAAGAUGUUGGAAUCAGCUUAGUCCUAGGGGAAUCCUUGUGAGCAUCUAGCCAGUCACUUACUAAUUGACUAUAACAGCUGGUAUGUUCGCAUCAGUUAGAUAGGGCUGGGCUGGUGAUUUAGAGCCAGCAAUUGUCUGUCAUUUUCGAGUACUGUUCGAUCGAUUAUGUAUUAAAUAUUAAUAUAUUCCAUUAAUUGGUCUGACAUUAUCGGUAAUAAGGGUUAACUGCUGCCCUGCCAAAAAAGAGUUAAAUCUGUUUUAAAAUAUAAAACAGGAACAGUUUAGUUGAAUUCCAAUUUUAUACAUCUUUACAUAAAUUUUCAUGUACACAAAUCUGAAGGGAAUCCUACUUGACUUUGUAGACUGCUACAAACCCCUACAGUCAGUGUUACUGGAGAGUCAGCUACAAUGUGGAAGAAUUAAGUCUCUUACUAUUCGUAUUAUAAAUUCCUGCACAUAUUUGAAUGUGCAAAGUGUCACUUUUGGGAACAAAACUUUGUUGUUGAAGGGAACAUAUAGGGAUAUAUGCUAAACAUGAACUAGAAUAUUCUUGAAGUUUAAUUUUUAAAAGUACUUGAACUUGCAUAAUAUACUUGUAUAUUUUGAUGUACGAUUUAGUACACCAAUUAAAUUGUAAGCUAAAUGAGACUGUUCUUUGUGUACAGCAAUGAGAAUGCUACUUGGUGAGAAGCAGUAGUGCAUUAAAUAAAUCGUGUACUUGGCCUGCUGUUAUCAGAUUAAAUAUAAACAGGAAGCGAAAUUCUGUUUCAUACCCAUUCUGGUAAAUAGAUGCCUUCUGGGGGUAUGAAUGUAUGCUACUCAUAAAGUUGAGGUAGACUUUUAAGACUUAGCUGCAUAUGCAGGUGGGAAGGAUGUGCAAAUUGCAAAUUCCUAGCAGUUAUCAGCUAGUACCAGACUUGUCCUUGAUUUCUGGUGGUGAUGACUCAUUGAAUUUAGUAUUUACUUGGUGGAUUGAUAGAUACCAAGGUGUCUUCAGUCUUCACGUUUCUUAACCGCUCUUAUAACAGUCUGAUUUUACAUCCUUGGCUGGGGUGAAGUGUUGUUCAACAGCAGGAGUUUGGUUUGAUUUUGAGAAUGCUUUCUAUAUCUUCCGGACUAUUCACAUCAUUUUAAUGUCUGACUGAUAGUACUUUACCAGUGGAUGUAUCUGUCUAAAGUAAACUAGUGUAACAAUCCAAGUCUUAGAGCUGGUUUGACUACUAAACCAUUUCCAUCUAAUGACCUGAAAUGAAUGAUGGACAAUAAAAUUCCAUUUUUGUAGUUAAUUGUCGAUUUUUCUUUUCAAAUAUCUCUAUUACAUAUUUGGAAUUUUAUAUCUAUGCUUAAUGCUUCAGGAUGAGAUGCUCUUAUAUUCACCCAAGGUAAUCUUGACUUGUAGUGCAACUGUAGAAGAUGGUUUUAGGUUUGACUCCACUCUUUCAAAAAAAAUUGCAAGUAAAGUUGGUGGCUUGCAAACCAACUUGUUUUGUAGUCACUUCUGCCCCAACCAUUAUUUUAACAGAUGCUGAAGUUAAUAGUUUGUGCCUCCCCCUUGUUAAAAUAGUGUUUUAAUAUCAAAGUUUACUGCUGUAUAUUCUUCUCUUAAGUGCUGUGUCUGUUUCCCAUAUGCCCUUUUUUAUAUAUACUUUCUGAAGUGGAUAUAUUUUUUAAGGGCUAAGAUUGAGCUGUGACAAACAUGCAAUCCAAUGAAUAUUAUAUGUAUAAAUAAUUAAAACCUAAAUGUUGAUUAAUUCUUAUUAGGUCUGCAUGCCAUGUCGAGAAGCUAACAACCUUGAUCACAUAUUGUGUAUAUAUGAUUAGCCAACCGUGACUCAUUUCUUUCUUUGAGUAUUGAUUUGCCAGUUACAGGAAAUAAUGGCAACCACAUUCAUUGCUAAGCACAGUCUCACAAUACUAGCUCUAACCCAUAUUUUCUUCUUUCCUUGUUUUCUUCUAGGGAAGGCAGAUGACUAUUUUCCUCAAACAGGAGCCGCAAAUGGUUAUGUUCCUCAAACAGGAGGUGCAAAUGGGUAUGGUCCUCAGACAGGAGCAAAUGGUUAUGGUCCUCAGACAGGUAGCGUUGGCGUGGACGAUCCUGCUGAAGUUGUUUCCAAGGCCCUGUUAUGUUUCAACAAUAACUACGUUUAUAGCAGCUGCGAGCAAUCCUAUAGAUUAACAGAGAGCGGGGACAUCAACGUGCCACCAGAAUAUGCUGAUCAAUACUGCCGCGGGCCAUGCUUCAGCGAAACUAACCUUGUGCUGAACUGUAUCGACAAUAUAUUAUCCCACUUCUUGUUUUACAACAGGGCAUCGAUACAGGAUGUGAGGGAGACAAUCAAGGCAGGAUGUAGCUAUGGUCCAGAAAGAGGUAACUUCAAUGUGGCUGAGCAUAUUCAAGCCAGAGAGAAUAGUGCUUCCAAGAGUUCAAAAUCUGCUAUGCUUGGGCUUCUCUUGAUGACUGUCUUGAUGGGAUAUUAUCUACUAUAUUAAACACAGACAUUAUCACUGAUCAGCAUUUGUAUAAGAUCAGCAUUUGUAUAACUUUUCAAUUGAAAAUUAAACAGAUUAUACUAUUGUAAUUUUCUACCACAUGUUUAUUUAAAUUAUUAUAGCAA